Molecule: messenger RNA, 3290 nt
Organism: Mobula hypostoma (lesser devil ray)
Lineage: Eukaryota; Metazoa; Chordata; Chondrichthyes; Myliobatiformes; Myliobatidae
Gene: tmem255a
Product: transmembrane protein 255A
Exons: 9
Coding region: 168-1148 (326 amino acids)
Source: RefSeq, a predicted model, not a curated record
GUGCGGGCGCGAGUAAACAGUGACCGGGGCGGAAUCGGACCGUGCGGUCUGCCGUCCCCAUUCGCCCGAUGCGCUGAUCCAGCGGGGGCAGGCGACGUGCAUGCCCGCUGCGCGCUCCCGGCGGCCUGAGGCUCUGGGUAAGCCCUCAGGGUUCGGCGGGCUUCAGUAUGCAGCAGUCUCUGACUCAGCAAGCGAGUGGAUUAACACUGCACGACUCAGUAGGGCUGUUCAAUAAAAGAAAGAGAGCCUCUCUGCUGGUGAGCGGCGCCCUUCUCAUCGCCUCGGUGUUAAUUCUGACUGUGGGCUUGGCAGCCACCACACGGACCCUGAAUGUAUCGGUCGGAGGAUACUACCCAGGGGUUAUUCUUGGUUUCGGAUCAUUUCUGGGACUGAUCGGGUCAAAUCUACUUGAAAAUAAACGACAGAUGCUGGUGGCAUCGAUCGUGUUCAUCAGUUUUGGUGUAGUGGCGUCUUUCUGUUGUGCCAUUGUUGAUGGUGUAUUUGCUGCCAGACAUAUUGACAUCAGACCUUUCCAUGCCGGGAGAUGCCAGUAUUAUUCCAGUGGAACUCCAUACCCUUCCGACGAUUAUAAUGCAGAGGUGACAUGCCCGAAUCAGUCACGCGCUCCCUGCAUACUGAAAAUAAAGAGCAAUACCUGUUACUGUUGCGAUCUUUAUAAAUGCGGCAGUCGAGACACUCUGGGUGGCUAUUAUGAAUACAAUGAUGUGGGAAGUUGCCAAGAAGUUAUUCACCUGUAUCACCUGCUAUGGUCGUCGACAAUCCUCAAUAUCGUGGGGUUGUUCCUUGGAAUCAUCACCGCAGCGGUCCUUGGUUCCUUCAAAGACAUGCAGACACCGACUGCUUCUCGUAUUACCUACGCCCCUGAGCCACCGCCUCCGCCAAUAAUGUGCGAUCCUGGACAACAGGUGUUGGCCUACACAAACUUCUACCCUGGGCCGCCGCAUCUGCCACCUUACAGCCCGUACGAUAUACAGCAUCCCAGUAUAUUCUCAGCCUCGACACCGUCUGAUGAUUCACAGUCCAUUUCACAGUCUGCUUCAAGUUACAUGUGGCCACCAAACACUCCUCCUCGCUACUCCCCAGCAUACUUCCCACCCGAUGAAAAGCCGCCGCCUUACACGCCGUAGAUCUGUGACCUUCCUCCCGUGACCGGCACAGACUUGGUCGCGCUGAAGACCUCUAUGACAAGAGCAGCGGCCGCACGGAUCACCAUGUGACUCCGCGCGAUUCCUCUCGCCACCCGCUCUCGCUGCAGUGAGUUUUACGAGAGGAACUUACCUGUACAAAACAAAAACAAAACCAUCAGCAUAUCAUCCUGCUACCUAUUGUUAAGGGUAUGUUAAUCUUUAUUUGUUGGAAAAUAAUUCACUUAUUACUCAAGGUUACUGUGAAUAAAAAGCAAAGAAACAAUUUUGGAAAUUCAAGGCCCAUUGGCGGUGUCAUUUAACCCUUGAUCCAAUGAAGAAACGAGCUUAAGGAGUUAACUGCUCCAUCCUAUUUUCCUAGGUUGCUAAUUUACUGAUAAAGGCAGACAUACUGUAUGUACUUUAUAAUUGAUAGUAUAUUUUUAGCUUUAUGGUAUUAACUUUCCCUGUGACUUUUUUUAACCCAUUGAAAUCCCUACUUUUUACUAAUCUGCAUUGCUCUUUACAAAGAUAUUGUGUAUAUUCUUGGUGUCUAGGUAAAUGAUACAAUGCUGCUGUUAUUAAGUAGAUGUGUACUAACAGAGGCUUAUUUUCAUACUACGUACUGGUGGUACACCAGGUUGGUGUGCUAGAAUAUUAGUCCAUUAUCUCUCCUCCUUACCACAGCACGAGCCACACAGACUGAGCUUGGUUGUUCUGUUGAGCGGAUUUCCAUGUGGUCUCUCCCUUUCUCUCUCUCUCUCUCUCUCUCUCUCUCUGGGCAUUGCACUUAAGCCGUGCACGCUUGCACUAAACGGAGAAAAUCAUCCGGGUUUCCAACUCUUAAUUCCUUGUGCGAAGGUAGCAUUAGAAAACAGAGGAUAAGGCUCAGAUUUUCCGUGGGUCAGUAUUCACAGGAGGAAUGGUCCUAAUGUUCUUAAAAGGAAACAAAAUGCUUGUGCUUAGGAGAGAAAUUAAGGAAAUUUAAUUUCCUUUUCACGACUGAAACACAUCAAGCAUCUUCCUUGAAGCAAGGAGGUAAAGUCAUAAAAAAUAAAGUUAUGUUAUUAGUAGCUGAACUCUCUAGCAAUAACUCUUUUGUGGCAUUAUUAAAGCAACUACAGGAAUAUUAUCUGACAAAAUCUGAUACCAAGCCACAGUAGGGUAGAUUGCUAAAAACUUGGUGAAAGAGGUGAAAGAGUUUGUUAAAGAAAUAGAGAGAGAUGGAGCAGGGGACAGACUUAGCUUACAUCCUUGGCAGCUGAAGACAGUGAUAGAGUUGAGCAAGCAGCCGAGAUUAGUGGAAAUCAGAUUAACUGAGGCUGGAGAAUUGGAAUUGGAAUUGGUUUGGUAUUGUCACAUGUACCGAGAUACAGUGAAAAGUGUCUUGUGCAUACACGGUGCACUGAGGUAGGACAAGGUGAAACAAUAACAAUACAGAAUAAAGCAUAACAGCUACAGAGAAAGUGCAGUGCAGGUAAACAAUAAGGUACAUCAUCAUAUCGAGGUAGAUUGUGAGAUCAAGAGUCCAAUUUACCUUACUAGGGAACUACUUCAUAGUUUUCUAACGGCGGGAUAGAAGCUAUCCUUGACCCUGGGGGUAUGUGCUUUCAGGCUUUUGUAUCUUCUACCCAGUGGAAAAGGGGAGGAGAGAUAUGUCUGGGUUGGGUGGGGUCUUUGAUUACGCUGGCUGUGUUACUGAGGCAGCGAGAAGUAUAGACUUGAGACAUGAGGUGCCGAGUCUGCAUCUUCUUGUGAUUUAAUAGAUACGUUCCUGAACCGAGAGAAGGCACAUCUACAAGAACAGAGAUGAGGAGCAAAUGGGACUUGGUGGGAGUUUGGCCGGCUGCUUACUGAACACCACCUCCACAGAGAUCCGAUGGUUUUCUGAUGACUCAAUACUGUGCACACUUUUUGUGGCCAAAUCAGGGAACAGAAAAUAUUUUCUUUGAUGACUGCUUAAGAGGUGACAACUGAAAAAAAAUGUGUUUGUGCUGUAGAAGAAGACAAAUACCUCUAUUAAUUGUGGUAAUUUUGAAAAAUCACUCGGCAUACUCCCUUCUCUGUGGACAUUGAUGGGAGUGGUAAAGCUACAUAAGCACUGAUUAUACUAUUUAAAAGCAUUCAAAUCAUGCCAUUAAAAUG